AUGGAGGUGCGGCACUGGGCAGGGGUCAGCGCGCUGGGCGGCGGCUGCGUGGACCGGGUCCUCGCGUGGAGAAGCCCUGCGCGUCUCUACGUGGCUUUGAUAGUAAAAAUCAUUUGGAAUGACAUCAUGGAUAAAGUAAUCUGUCUUGUCUUUACUGGACCUGGAAUUUUAGGAAAUGUACUAAUAUUUGUGGAGCUUGUAUGUAUUACUGUCACAGAGCCUGAGAAAAAGCCCAUAAACAUGAUCCUCAUUCACUUGACACUUUCAAAUGUACUCAUUAUUGGCAGCACAGUUUUCAGAGACGCGUGGACACUUUUUUAUUUCAGGAACUUCCUAGGUGAUGUUGGCUGUAAAGUUGUGGUUUUUCUGGGAAGGAUGGCCCGAGGCCUCUCCAUCUGCACCACCUGUCUCCUCAGCAUGGUCCAGGCUGUCACCAUCAACCCCAGGAUGACCCUGUGGAGAAAACUCAAACCACAGACUGCAGGACAGGUUCUUCUCUAUCUCCUCCUCUUUUGGAUCUUUAAUUCUCUGAUAAGCUCCAACCUGCUGUACUAUAUCACGUCAGACACGAGUAUGAACAGGUCUGGAGUUGGUACGUAUUCUUCAUAUUGCUAUCUGCUACCAUCUAGGCUAAUGGUGAGGUGGUUCUUUAUCUCUCUCAUGACUCUCCGGGAUGUCGUCUUCCAGAGUCUCAUGGGCUGGAGCAGUGCGUCCAUGGCUCUGCUCCUGUAUAAACAUCACAAGCGUGUCCUCUACCUUCAUAGCUCCAAGUGUGCAAAUAAUACCAGCCCAGAAAUCCGAGCCACACUGAGCACUCUCAUUCUCAUGACCUGUUUCCUUUUCUUUUAUUGGUUAGAUUUCAUCUUCUCCUUCUACUUGGGAUCCAUAGUAACAUAUGAUUAUAUACUCUCAGUGAUUAAAAUUUUUCUACAAUUUGGUUAUGCUGUUCUCAGCCCUUUUGUCCUGAUCAAUAGAGAUAUCCAUGCUGUAAAAUACUGGUGUGCUCACUAA
Messenger RNA from Jaculus jaculus (lesser Egyptian jerboa), 1011 nucleotides. RefSeq names its product putative vomeronasal receptor-like protein 4. Gene Ontology annotation, cellular component: membrane. Bases 1 to 1011 code for a protein of 336 amino acids. Gene Ontology annotation, biological process: G protein-coupled receptor signaling pathway. The record is from RefSeq and is a predicted model, not a curated record. Gene Ontology annotation, molecular function: pheromone receptor activity. Lineage: Eukaryota; Metazoa; Chordata; Mammalia; Rodentia; Dipodidae. The transcript is spliced from 3 exons.